Scylla paramamosain (green mud crab) is the source of this 6936-nucleotide messenger RNA. RefSeq names its product lysophospholipid acyltransferase 6-like (gene oys). The coding region runs from base 56 to 1639 and encodes 527 amino acids. Gene Ontology annotation, cellular component: membrane. Gene Ontology annotation, molecular function: acyltransferase activity. The record is from RefSeq and is a predicted model, not a curated record. Gene Ontology annotation, biological process: lipid modification. The transcript is spliced from 10 exons. NCBI's taxonomy places the organism in Eukaryota, Metazoa, Arthropoda, Malacostraca, Decapoda, Portunidae.
GCUCAAGCCUUGUAGAGGGAGGGUGUACAUCACGCUGCUCCCAGACGCCUUCGCUAUGGCUCCCGAAGACGCUGUACCGCACUGGGAGGAAUUUUACUUAGGCUCCCGGCGGUUCCAGUUCGUAGCGGAUGGACUCGGAAUGCCCAUUGACCAGGUCAACUUCAUCCUGGGCCAGUUGGCGGGGCUGGUGCUGGCAUGGGUGAUGAGGGUGUACCUGCAUCCCUCAAGGGUCUCCACCACCACAAGGCACUGGGGCUCCUUUCUGGCUGGUGUCAGCAUCUCCUACUUCUGUUUUGGGAGACAGAUGUUGUUAGCUGUUGCCCUGGUCUUAGGCUGCUACCUCCUCAUGCUGCUGCUGCCCGUGACACUGCUGCACCACGUCACCCUGGCAGCCUCCCUCACCUUUCUGUCUGCCAUGCACAUACAGCGCCAGUUCUAUGAAGAUGGGAUGUUCGUUAUUGAUGUAACAGGACCUUUGAUGAUCAUGGUGCAGAAGGCUACCUCCCUUGCCUACAGCCUGCACGAUGGUCUCUCCGGCCUUAAGGACCACGACCUCACACCCCUGCAGAGGGAAAUGGUCCUUAGGAAGAAGCCAUCUGUCAUUGAAUACUUCAGCUACAUGUUAAACUUCCACUCCAUCCUGGCCGGUCCCUUUUUCAUGUUUGCCGACUACCAGGACUUCAUUGAGGGUACAAACUACGCCAAGAGGGCCAUGAAUGUUGCCAGCACCAAGACCUCACUGGACAGCAACCGCAACAAGAGUGUGGAGGAGGAGGUGGUAGUGGGGAAGAGUGGCCACAUGGAGGGUGACGGAGUGGCUGCCCACCGCCCCUCCACCCCCGAGAGUGAGCCGGACCCCACCCGCGUGUCCCUCUACAAGGCUGGUCUGGCCGCCAUCAGUGCCUUCGUCACCGUCGUCAUCCUACCCAGGUUCCCCAUCAGCUAUAUCACAGAGCCAGCGUUCUUUCAGCAUUCCUACCUGUACAAAAUAUUCUUCUUGGUGGCGGUGACGUCCCUGACUCGCCAUGUUUACUACACGGCCUGGCUUCUCGGGGACAGUAUCUGCAACAUGUCGGGCAUCGGGUACAAUGGAAAGGGACCAGAUGGGGCGCACCGCUGGGAUAUGGUGUCCAACGUGGAUGUGGUGGGCGUGGAGAGUGCCCUCAGCCUGCGGGACACCCUGGAGGCCUGGAACAGCGGCACCAUGAAGUGGCUGAGGUUCAUGGUGUACGAGCGUGCCACUGUGCAGAAGACACUGUUUACCUACAUGCUGUCCUCAAUGUGGCACGGCUUCUACCCCGGCUACUACAUCACCUUCGUCAGCGGGGCGUACUUCACCAUCGCUGCCAGAUAUGUUCGGAGGUCAGUGCGGCCAAGGGUGGUGGCGGCGGGACCCAGGGCAAAAGUGGCCUACGACGUGCUCACUUGCCUCACCACUCGCCUCUGCCUCGCCAUCUUCACCUUCCCAUUUAUCCUUCUCCGGUUCUGGGGCAGCAUUGCGGUGUACAGAGACUUUUACUUCUUGCCGCACAUUAUGGGAGUCCUGGUGAUUGUGGUCCUGCCCAAAGUUCUCCCUCCACCAGCAAGGCGCAGGGAGGCCACAGAGACACCCACCAACCAGGAGAAGAAGGCACAAUGAGACAAUCAGGAGAGAACAUACAGAGAGAGAGAGAGAAAAAAAGAGAGAGGAGAGAGAAAUCUUUGCUACCUACGUGUGAAGAGAAGCUCCCAGUCCCAUGUAUGCAGAAUUUGAUCCCAUUUCUUGCCAUUUAGUAUUUUGUAUUGUCAGUGUUGCUGUGAUUCUUCCCUCCUGGCUUUCCGUCUCGACCAAGGCCAGAGAUGAGUAUUUUUUCCCCAGGCAUCUGUGUAUUAGAGUAUUUACCAGCAGUACUUUUCUAUUAUACCUCCUCUAGUCCUCUGUUUUAGUUCAUUUGGCCACCGUCAGUUACCUAAUGCGUGUGUGAGAGAGAGAGGAUGGGCGUAUGGAUGUAAUUGUGUGUGUGUGUGUGUGUGUGUGUGUGUGUGUGUGUGUGUGUGUGUUGCCAUCAAAAUCAAAUGCCCUGGCUGGCUAAUUGUGGGGGAGGUUAAUUUCUCAGCAUUAGUACUUGUAGUAAUGUGUAAUCGUGCAACCCAAGGCACUCACAGCUCAGGGUUCUCGUUCCCUUCACCGCCCUUCCAUGACGAGCCCUUCUCUUCUUUUAUGCUUUAUUCUUUCGAGAGUCAGGGAAAGAGGAACAACCAAGCAGUGCCAAUUUUGUGUGUGUGUGUGUGUGUGUGUGUGUGUGUCUGAGAAGCACAAUCACAUUUAACCAAACAACUUCAGGUAAUCCUUGAUGGCAAUGGCAUUGUUCACAGGGCCAAGUAGGAGUGAGGCAGCCUGCUUAGUGUACCUCCAGACAGACAGACGCCAGUAACUCGAUUCUCUACCCUCAGUUUUUGAACCAGAACACGCCAGCAUGCAUUACUGCUCCUUCCUUGGGUUGCACGAGGCAGACUCCCCUGAGAUGUGUUUUUUCAUCACUCACAUAGCUGCUGUGACUUAGCUAACAUGUCUCAGAUUUGGUAGUGUUGACCCAAAGCCUUAGCCUGUCAGUCGGUGGAGAAAGAGAGAGACAGAGAGUGUGUGUGGGGGAAGGAAGAGGUGGACCUUUUAAUGUUAACAGCAGUCAGGUGUUGUUGCUACACGUUCAAGAAGAAAAGAUUAAAGGAUUUAUUCUCACUGAACCGCCUUGAGGUCGCUGCUGAUGGUGGGACUCUCCCCCAGUGCUCAACAGUUCUAAUAUUGAAGAAUGUUUACGUGUGUCACAUCUCCGUCCUUUUGAUUUCAUGCCUUUUUCUCUUGUAUUUUUGAAAGUUUCAAUUGGAUCUCUACUUAUUGAUUUAUGGAGAGAAAAGCUUGUGUAGUCAGCUUAUCGUUUCCUCGUUUGGUGAAGCGCGCGGCAUCAGUGUUUGUUUUGUGGCUCAUCUGUUCUCCUUAGACUAAGUUUUGGUCUUUUUGUAAUGUGGUGACCAGGAUUGUACUGCAUAUUCCAGGUUUGGCCUCAACAAUGUCUCCUGAACACUUGUGUCAUCUCCGGCAAUCUGUAACCAAAAUUUCUCCAGAUACAUAAUCAGAUAUUUACUAAUUUGUGAAUUGGUCUCGCAUUUCUCCUCAUUGCUCCUCUGAGGGUGUUCUGUGGUGCCUCUGUGCACAGAGACCUCUGUGUGCCCAGCCCUUGCACUGUGUUGCUGGGGCACCUUCAGCCUUCAAUCAGUCUAUCAAUCAGUCAGUCAAUCACUCUUUCAUUUUGUCAAUUUUACAGCAUACUUAGGCUUGUGUGUAUCUCAGAAUACAUCCCUUUAACCCUUUCACUGCUCAUUGACACAUCUUUCCUUAAUUACCAGCCACUCUUAAGACUUAUUUUCUUGUUCUACAGCCACCUUUUUUAUCACCUUCUCUCUUGUAGAUGCUUAUAAAGAUUCUACACAUUGUUUUUAGUGCUGUAAAUUAUUGCAUACCUCAGUGAAGGGGUUAAGAAUGUCAAACAGGAGGAAUAAUUAAAAUACAGGAACGUACAAUUUGUCUUGUGGGAAUUUUGCACAAGAACAGGACAAAGUGAGGCCCUGCACCUUUAGUUACUUCAGUCUUAAUCACCUGGAGGGAACAAAAGACUUCUCAAUGUGAUAAAUUUCCAGUGGUGGAUGUGGGGGCUUUAAAAUGUAGGAAUUUUGUACAAGAACAGGAGAAAGUGAAGCCCUGCACCUUUAGUUACUUCAGUCUUAGUCACCUAAAGGGAACAAAAGACUUCAAAAUGUGAUAAAUUUCCAGUGGUGGAUGUGGGGGCUUUAAAAUGUUGCCAGAGUGUCCAGCAACUAGACCAACUCCCUCUGAGGUUGUGAUGUAAGCCAGCAGAGUCAGCAAGUUUGGCUGCACUGAGGCUGGGAGGUUGUGAGAGGGUCCCUGGUGGUGGAUACAGGCCAGCGGUACCAGUGUGGUGUGUUCGUGUCAGAAACUUAAUCUCUCAAGAAAAUUUGCAAUCAUAACCUGAAUGUGAUAAAAGUCGUAGUGUAGAUGCCCUUGCAGUGGUUUGUAAUGUUACAUUUGUACUGUUCAUGUAAGACAAGUGAGUGGAAUGUGGUGGUGAGGGCAAGCAGGAUGAAACAGGAGUACUUUAUGCUGAAAUGUUUCAGCUGUUACCUUCCUCACUCUGGACAAGAAUACAGCCAAAACAUGAGAAAGUAAAGGAUUUCUGUUAGUUAUGCUUUGUUUCACCACCACACUCCUGAUAUCUGUAUGGGCACCUUAUGGCACCAAUUACAUGGAGGUUGAAGUGCAACACGUAAUGAGUCUUGAUGCACCUGUGUGGCGUGUGCUGUGUGGCGUUUCUUAUGUGUAGGUGAGAACUUAACUGUAUUUUGGGGGUUUUGUAUUUUUCAUUGAGCUGCAACACACGACUUCAAUGCCUCUUGUCUGCGUUUGUCGAGUGGGGCAGGCAGUUGUCUGUGUGUGUGUGUGUGUGUGUGGUUGUGUUUGUAAUGAAGCAGUGUUUGAUGUAGUAUUAUGUGAUUGGUUCUGUAUGCCUCAGAACUAUUGCUAAAUUUCUGCCUCCUGCCCUUCUUGUGCAUGGGUUAGUGGAGGUUCUUGUGUGUGUGUGUGUGUGUGUGUGUGUCUGUCUGUGUAGGUCACAUGAAAAUGCUUAUCAAGAGUCAACGAAGUAAAACGGUACAAAUUUCAAUUAUUUGGUGUUCUUGCUGAUGUUAGUUUGUCAUUUUUCUUUUGAGUUACGUCCUCGGUUUAGCCUCACUCGCGUGUGUGUCUGUGUGUGUGUGUGCGUGUGUUUUUAUAUGCGUGCCAGUUUCAUCAAUAGAGGUGGGGAACAUUGUACAAUAAUUUUAUAGUGUAACAUUCUAUUAAUUGCCAGUCUUGUGAUAAUUUUGACCAUGACAGAGAGAAGGAAAAGUGGUAAUAAAUGAUCUACUGUGAAGGUUUAUACAUUUAAUCAUUUCGUUCACCUGUAAUCGUCUUUAAUGAUGUUCUGUCCAGCGAUGCAUGGGGGUUUUGGUUCAGGUGUAGAGUUCAGGAAACCAUUGUGUUAAUUGUAUUUGAGAACUUUAUAUUAUAAGGCGGAAAAAUGUGAGGUAAUGAGUGAUGUGACGUAUUGCCUUCGUCUACAAGUCCUGGGAACUCUGAUGUUGCUCUCACUGCCGAGGAAGACUUUGCUGUCAUUUCCGUCAACUUACAGUGGAGUUCUCCUCUUUAUUCAUCCUGAAAUGUACCUUUGUUCCUGUACUUAUGUCUGUAUCAAGCACAGUGUUGGACUCCGCUCUGUUUUAAAGGACGCUGUGCUUGUUAGUUAAGGUGAAGUGAGCUGCACCCUCUCCCCUUAGCAACCACCAGUCGUAUUCAGUCACAUGCAGUGAGGUGAUUGCAUGGCACUUUUCCUUCGUCCGCCAAAGGGAGGAGGCUGUGACGGCAGGCAGUUGAGUGGUUGGUCAGUGCCUUCAGGGGUCUUGGAAAAUGGAUUCAUCAGUAGUAAUAUCAUCAAGGUUCCUGGAGUAGUGAAUGUGCUGUCUGCUUAGGGUGAAUCUCCUCCUCUGUCACUGGAAUGUUUAAGUACAUCAGUUUUUACCUUCUGAAUGUUGUGGUUGUUGGCCUUUUAUUCCCAUGUCUCGUCUCUCACUUUGCGUUUAGAGUUAAGCUUUCCUCCUUUGUUUUUUAUCCAUAUUUUUUUUUUAGUUUGUUCUUACUUUCGAAAUAUUGUGGUCAGUAUUUUGUUUUUCCCCACCUCUGCCCUUUUUAUGCUUUUUUUAGUCAGUUCCUCCCUUUACCAAAAUGAGUUUUAUGAUUUUUCAGGUGUCUUUUCCAUCACUUCUCUCAUUUUAUUUUGUUUGUGCAAAAUUUGUAUUUCUCAUUAUACUCUUGUAUUUUUCAUUGUACUCCCAACAGCUUUUCAAAAUUUAUGCAAUUGGUAUAUAAGCUUGUGUGGUUUUGUUCAUAUUUUGUCUGUGUUGUUGUCCUCUUUACUCUUACAUUCUUGGUCCCAGGUCAGGCAAGGUCUGUUGUGGUCUGUCUAUCUGUAUAACUCUUAUAUAACUCUACAAGUUUCCGUCUUUCCCAUUUGCAUUCUCUUAUUUUGCAAAAUUCUCAGUUCUCAUUGCACCUCUUGCACAUUUCAGAUUGAUGUCACUGUGGGUGUGUUCAGGUGUGUACAAGUUUCACAGAACUAAUGUCAAACCUGUCUGGUGUGUUUCUCCCUUCCCUCCCUCCCUCUCCCCCAUUCAGGCAGCAGCAGGUUAAGCCACAUUGCUCAAAUUUGCAUGUCCAGAGCAGGGAUCAGCAGUUCUCCCCACACUCUGACAUGCCUCUUGUUUCUCCCGCUGUUUGAUCCAGUUUUGUAGUGAUAGUGUUUAGACAGUACAGUGUUACAUAUUUAAUCUCUUGAAUUUUGCUCCUUUGUGUCCAAGUUUGCAAUGUGUAUAUGUCAGGAUGUGUCAGUGGUGGAGUGCAGAGUUGCCGCCUGCAGCUUCCUCCACUGCUGUGUUUGUGUUAUUUUCCCACCAGUCGCGGCGUAAGGUGUUGCAGCACCCGUUGUGUUAUGGAGGUGUCUUGUCAGGCAUCCUGUGUGUUCUGUGUGGCAAGAACACAAAGUGGCACAAUAAUUGCAUUAGUGGUCAUGAGGACAUUAUAUACAUUUUGAGGAGUGUGUGUGUGUGUGUGUGUGUGUGUAUGUGUGUAUUACUAAAAGAGUCUGGUUUUGAUGCCUGAACUAUCCUCAGCUCUUUAUAUUGUCUUGGAGUUGUGGUGGUAACAAUGUGCUGUUUGUAUGCACACAUGUAUGCAUGCAUGUGUGUGUAUUCACAAUGUCUUUUAAAAGAAGUGUCUUGGGUGUGUCAAGUGCCAAGAGUACAUGGCAACUAAUCUAACCAAAACAAUGAAGAAUGAAGCUUUACACGGCU